Messenger RNA from Saxophila tyrrhenica, 1281 nucleotides. RefSeq lists its product as uncharacterized. The transcript is spliced from 3 exons. Gene Ontology annotation, cellular component: nucleus. NCBI's taxonomy places the organism in Eukaryota, Fungi, Ascomycota, Dothideomycetes, Mycosphaerellales, Extremaceae. The record is from RefSeq and is a predicted model, not a curated record. The coding region runs from base 1 to 1281 and encodes 426 amino acids. Gene Ontology annotation, molecular function: metal ion binding.
AUGGACGAAGACACUGCAGCGCUGCAAGCCAGGAUCGCGGCCUUGCAAAGCAAAAUCAACAACCACAAACAACAGCAUGUGCCGCCCACCGCGCCGUAUCAGCAGCACUACCAGCCGCACCACCCACACCCCAGCCCGUUCCGCGGCGCACCUCGUCUCGCACCCUACGGCCGUGGACGCGGCGGUGAAAGAGGUGGCUUCACACCUGUGAAGAAUCGCAAGCUCGUGCUGAAUGGUGCGAACGCGCCUGCAGCGCCCGUGGUAGGCCCUAAGGCCGACAACCUCGUGGCCACGCAUCCUCAUCAGCUCGUGAACAAGGAUGCCCACAACCGUCGCCUGCAGCAGCUUCGCACCGCUAAGAGACAGAAGAUCAACCAGCAAGAGCGCACCACACUCAACCAGCACACAUCCAGCGAAGGCGGUCGCGAACUCACUAUCGAAGGACUGCGCUUCCAGCUCCGUGAAGACGGCAGCAAGCUCGUACGAAUCUCUGACACCGCUACCAACAGUAUGACGACGCCGAAAAUGGUCAAGGUUGCAGACGUCGCAUUCUACCGCACCAAGGGCGGCAACCUUGUCCGCGCCAAUGCUAUCAAGGGUCUUGCUAGGUACUCCGCCAUACUUGCUAGCCGCCGGCAGAAACACGACUCACGCAUUGUGCCAUCUAGGACCUCCAACCCCGACACGAAACGCCAGUGCGAGCAUUUCACGAAGACUGGUAAAUGUCCCUUCGGGCGCUCGUGCCACUACGCCCACGAUCCCGAAAAAGUCGCCAUGUGCCCGGCCUUCCUCAAGAACAAAUGCACCUCCGGCGAAUACUGUGACCUCAGCCACGUCAUGUCUAUCAACCGUGUGCCGGCGUGCAUUCAUUUCCUCCGUGGCAACUGCACGAAUGAUGCAUGCCGCUACCCCCAUGUUAACGUUUCCCCUUCAGCUCCUGUCUGUGCUCCUUUCGCACGUCUCGGUCAUUGUGCAAACAAUGACUGCGACAAGCGUCACGUCUUCGAAUGCCCGGACCUUGCAAAUAAGGGCGAAUGCUCGGACAGCAAAUGCCCACUUCCCCAUCCCGUUCGUGCUCACGUACUUCGCAAGGCUGCUGCAAAGCAAGCCAAGGUCGGCUCCGAGGAAAAGUCUGACAUCUCGAGCGAUGAGGAAGAUGAGGAGGCUGAGGCUGGCUUCGAGGACAUCGACUCCGACGAAGCUGAAGACGUCAUUAUGGGCAACGGCGACAACUACGGCCACGAGCUCACCCAGCAACAAGAUUACGUUCCCUUCUCGUAG